This is a messenger RNA of Pocillopora meandrina, 32829 nucleotides long. Lineage: Eukaryota; Metazoa; Cnidaria; Anthozoa; Scleractinia; Pocilloporidae. The record is from the annotation of a GenBank genome assembly.
UGGUAAUGAAGAAAAAAAUUAUUUCGUGAAAAUGUAUGUUGUGUUACCCUCUUGUCCGGCCACAGGAUGGUCAUAAAACGAAAAGACAUCUACUCAAGUUUCACAAGGGGCUUAUUCAGGCUUAGUUCUCGCGCGCACACGAACGACUCAUCGGCCAAGGACUCUGUUGCCAUUUUGCCUCUUCUAGAUGGUCAGAGACUAGUGUCAUUGGCAGUCAACUGAGCGAGGACGAAACAUGCUUCGUAUAACUUUCCUGCGCGUCCUGCUGCUCGGUUUGUUUGGGAUUUCAGCGACAACAGCACGUAAGUAUGUUUUUCAGUGUUGUUCUGGUAACGCGACUAGUAAUCUUAUGGCAUUACUGAAGUCGCUACGGAUUCUUUCUAUUAAACCGUACUUUACACGAUCGAAGAGUUUUAUAAAGUUUAUGUUUUAAAUUAAUAUUUUGCUCAGGGUUAUGACAAAGGAAAACGCUCAAAUUUAACAUCAAGCUUUUUAUUCAUACGGGAAUUGCACAUUUGGGCUCUUCAGACAUAAUGACCUUUUGUUAACUCCGUAUUAAAUGGUCUUUCGUUGAGCAGAGCGCCAUCACCGCUAUGCAAGUUGUUUAAAAUUUUGAUCCACGCUGUUCCUAACUUAUGAAAUCAAUAAGGUUCCUUCUAUGUCCUUUUAUGCCUAUUUCCACUAACCAACAUUAACAAUGGUUUGACAAAGAAGUAUUUGAUUGAUAUCGCCUGGAAGUAAUUGUUUGUAAAACCUAGACAGUCCGCUUUGUAUGAAACCCUGAAGCGAACAGAUAAAGUCGAUAAAAUGAAGGGAGUUUAUUUCGUUCAUCGCUGCAGUUACACAAAGAACCAAAGGGUUCUAAUUUGGUAUGAGGUGACAGGAUAUAUUCGCAAGAGUCUCCCACAGAAAAUGUAAUUUCAAAAGUGAGAUAGAUGGAAUACUUGCUUGUGAAUAUUGAAUUACCUCAGAAGAUAGCUUCUUUACAUAUGUGUUUUCGUACCUCUAGCUUAUUCAGGCUGUAGAUUUAGCUUUCGGUGGAAAACAACGGAGAGAUAGAAGUGCUCUAAGUAAAAAGAAAUCCACUGCGCUGCUAACCCAAAGAAUACACUAUUACACCACGUCACGCAAUACCCUUGUGGAUUGUGACGUGUGAACAAAACAGCAGUUGUCACCAUUACAGAAGAAGAGUGGGAAAUAUUAGCUUUUUUUCGAUGGCGAAUCUUUUAUUUAAUAGAGAGUUAAGGCUCGCGGAAGACACCCUUAGUGUUAAAAAAUUGCUCAUUUUAUUGUUCCAAUCUCGAGAAUCAUUAACCCUUUAACCCCUAAGAGUGGCAAGGGUCUAAUUUCUCCUUACAUUAUCACCCCUGAAUCAAAUUUUUAAGUCGUGAAAAUAAAGGAAAUGAUCAGCAACUAACGAAGCUCUUGGUGGUUUUAUAAAUUCUCCUUUUAAGAACCUAGGUAAUGUAUAGAGAACAGUAUGGAGAAUAUGCAUACUGAUGUUAGGAUGUAAAGAGUUAAUAGGGUGAACAACGGAAAUUUGUCAAAAAUAUCCCUAUAAACCAUUUGACCCCUAGGAGUGACUAGCAUUUAAUUUCUCCCUACAAUAACACUCCUGAAUCAAACAUUAAGGUCGCGAGAAUAAAGGAAAUCAUCACCAACAAAAAAGCUCUUGAUCAUUGAACAAAUUCUCCCCGUCAGCGCCUCAGUAGAUGUAUAGAGAACAGUAAAGAGAAUAUGCAUACUGAUGUUAGCUUGCAAAGGGUUAUGUUUUGUUUUUCCAUUUGUUUUUCAAUCAAACAGAGCGUUUGGAUGACCCAUGUAUUCUUGACCUGGCAUUCAUCAUAGACGCAUCUGGUAGCAUCGAGCCUUAUUGGGAAGAUGUUCGGAAGUUUGCCGCCGGAGUCGCGAAACUGGUGAACGUAUCGUCCGAUGGAUCCCAUGUUGGAGUGGUUAAGUUCGGCGAGACAUCCAAAAUAGAAUUUGGGUUCAACGAAGGGCAAAACGAAAACACUGUUGUUCGAAAUUUGCUUAAUCUAGAUCCCCCUAUUCAGGGUUCAAGAACCAUGCUGCACUCAGCGCUCAAAAAAGCAAACGACGACCUUUUCAACGCACAGACAAAUAGCUUCCGAGAAGAUCCCAAUGUACGGAAGGUAAGGCGGUUUAUUUCACCAUUAAUGGAAAUUUAAACGUCCGAAGAAAACUCGAAACUUUCGAACACAAAGCUUGUUUAUUCAAGAACUUUGUAACGUAUCUUGUUUUGAGCUUUACCAAAAAAGUUCUACGUUUUUAAAACACUGUCUCUUACUGGCUAACGAGGUUGUUUGUAACUCAUGUGAGAUAACUUGGUUCUGACAGCCUAAUAGCACUUUUUACGUAACGGGUGGAAGAGUGACAGGCAAUGAAAUUAAUCUUACUGCAAUGACUUAAUUUCUGCAUGGCGUUCUUUCCCUCUAGGUUGUUUUAAUUAUAACUGAUGGUGCGCAAACCCCUCCAUUCAAACCUGACGUACCAGCUAACGAACUGAAAAAAAGGGGUUUUGAGAUUUACGCCAUCGGUGCCGGAGAUGCCAAAUCACAUUACCAGGAAUUGGAAAAUUUAAAAAACAAAGAUUUGUUCUUUGUCAAAAGGCCGAGUGAACUUCCCACGAAAGUUGUCGAUGUGGCACAAGCACUCUGUCCGAGUAAGUUAUAAGAUAAUUGGGCCACUGUAGAGAGAGAUACUAAAGCUGAUAUUUCGAGCGUUAGCUCUUCGUCAGAGCGAAUGCUGACGACAAAGAGCUAACGCUUUAAACGUCAGCUUUAGAAAUGCUUAACAGUGGCUAAUUUACAUUAACAACUCAGUUGGUGAGACCAAAUUAUUUUGUUAUACCCUCCACAGACACAGCACUACAGUUUCUUUGAAAAUUUACCCCGUUAUUCAAAUCAUGACCUAUUCCUCAGUUUGCUGAUUUGUUUUAAUCGUUAAUUUGGGUAUUUUUAAGUAUCGCUUGUAGAAGCUUUAACUUUUUACUCUUCAAAAACCUCAUAUGUGAAACUAAAAUGGUUAAUCUAUGACUGGUAAAAUUUCGUGAGCCUUUCCCUUCCCAGAUCUAAGUGGACACUCGCACGGGUGAAUGCCGUAAACUUCAGUAAACGUUUAAGCAGAGAUUUUGGCAUAACAAAGCCUAGAUUUUUAUAUCAUCCAGUUGAUAGUUGCAAUGCAAACGUUUAUUAAUUUGACAACGAGCUUGUAUUGUUAGGAGAGCUUGCUUACUGAUCACUUCUGUAAAAGAAUCACUGAAGUUUUUUCUUAACUUUCAUUCCUGUAUUUUAGGGUCGAUUGAAACCACGGUAAGUACAAACAUUUAUUUUUCCUUAUUUACGUUUUUAACUAUUCGCCAACUGUAAUUUUUUAGUGAAUUAUCCUUGUUAACCUUUUGGUACAUUUUAACUUCCUAGGUUAUUGGUCCCCCAGGAGAGAGAGGAGCAGUCGGCCUUCGGGUUAGUAAUGUUUGAUGGAUAAUUAUUGGGAUUGAAAGAUGUUUUCUCUAGAACAACUUCAUCAAACACUCCAGAGCAGUAGUCCUGUUAGACGGCCUAUGCACGUUCAAGCCAAAUCAGAAACUGCUCCCCCACCCUCCACCCCCUACCCCCCACGCAAACAAACAAAAACACACGCACAUCUCCAUCUCUUGUCUGCCUCUCUGCUACCGCACAGGGAGGUUAACUGGAUACCUGCCAACCAAAUACUCCUUGUCGCUUCACACGACAAGACACCUUUGGGUUGGUUGGGCCAACUGGGUCAGGUCAUUAGUAAAGUCUUUUGCCUGGAAGCAAACGUGACUAAUAAUGAAAUAAUUUCGUAAUAAGAGAAGAGAUAUGCUGAAUGCAAACCGUCCACCAGACAUCAUUAGUAACCGCUUUUCAGUAGAACUGCUGAAUUAUUAUGAUUUUGAUUUUACGUUCGGAUGUCCCUUAGGGUGACGUCGGGGCACCAGGCCGUCGCGGAAGAACAGGGCCAGCCGGACCAAAGGUAUUGUAUUUCUUUCUCUCUUACGUCUAUUAUGACUGUUUUUACUUUGGUUUCUACCCAUAUGGGACGGGACUUGGGGUCGAGUGAGAUAAGGACACAAUGAAUUGGCAGGAGAGGGAGAGUUCCCAUCGUAUGGGACGGGAUUAAGGGUCGAGGCGACACAAGGGUACAAUGAAUUGGCAGGAGAGGGAGAGUUCCCGUUAUACGGGACGGGAUAUGGGGUCGAGGCGACAUAAGGACACAAUGAAUUGACAGGAGAGGGAGACACGGUAUGUUCGUUUUUGCUGGAUUAGUGUUUACAUCCUUAAGCAUUAAUAUCCAUAUGCCUAUUCUCCGUACUGUUCACUACACCGUACCUGUGGCACUAGAAAGGAGAAUUUCCGGUGACCUGUAUCAAUUUGCUCUUCGUUUCGCGCCCGUUCAGCUAUUAAAGCAAUAUCUUGACCACCCUUCAACCUCUCUCCCCCUAAAACCAAGCAAUCACACACAAAAAAAAACCUACGUGGUUAUGCUUUGAACAUCACAUAAUCGAUUUUGUGUCAUCUUGCCGCAUUUUUUGUGUGCUUUUUCUUUAUAAUUGCCUCUUUGCAAGACAGUGACACAUGGCAAUACGUGAUGGGCACCGUGGAAAGCCUUGAAACGUGACAUGACGUUAGACCUCUCUUUGUCAAAACUAACUGGUUUGUGGAAUGUCCUUAGGGUUUCUCAGGGGUCAAAGGUGCAAUGGGCGACCUUGGAGAUCCGGGGAAUCCAGGCCCUCCCGGCCCCCCAGGAUCGACGGCCGGGCUACCGGUGAGUUAAAAGCUGUUAAAAGCCAAUGUGCUGUUUCAGAAAAGCUAUUAUCUGGUGAACAAUUACAUUAUACCAUUCACGCAGCCACUUAUAUGUUCUUUCAAAUGUUCAACCUCGCCUUUUGUUAAGAUACCUUUUUUCAUUAGUUUCAUCAUUCUAGAGGUUUAUCAGCUUCUAUUCGACACUCGUAUACUUAUUUCAUGUGUCAACCAACGUAAUUCAGUAUAUAAAAAAAAAUCGAUAGAAAUUUUUGAUCUGUAGGCAGGUAUUUGAUUCACCCUGCAGAGUGUUUGUUACUAUGUUGCAAUAAUUUGUCAGGUUUGGUUUGCGCGAGAGCGAGUUUAGCCUCGUGGCCGCGGAUGACUUGCACUUGAAGUUCAUCUAUUCGUAAUUGAGGCUUUACCAACUUAAUUUCAAUGAAGCGUCCAUACAACCACCACCUAGGUAGGGUUAAUACUACUUCUUAUUCGUGCGGGUUUCUUUGUUUUAUUUUCAGAGUGUACCUGGCGAAAAAGGUCCAUUAGUUCUAGUUAAUGUGGUACCUGACAUUCCCGGCGGGAGGGUAAGUUUUUACUAAGUGGUUCGUUGUCAUGGUCGCAUAUUGUCACAUUUUACGCAACCUUAUGUAUUGUUCAUAUACCCCCCUUCCUCACCUUCAUCUUUUUUAUCUCAGUGCAGUGAACAUUUUACUUGAAAAUCCAUUUACAUUCGAUUAAUUCUCUUCAUUCAGAUCGGGCAGCCAGGAGGCUCUGGGGAUACAGGGCCAAAGGGAUAUGAGGUAAGGAAACGACAAGAUGAUUGUGAAAAUAAAAUCCUCGGUUUAUCAUUGGAAUGUUUUUAAAAAUGGCAUAGUUUGUUUCUCCGAGUUCCAUAGCGGCGCAGAAAAAUUCGGGCAAUGAAUUAAACCGAAAUUGGUUGGCAUUAAUUUGCCACUGAGAUCAUGAUGAAGCGAUUGAAUUUGAGGUCGCAAGUCUUUACUAUACUUAACCUAGAAUUUCACUUUGUGUUGUGAGGAACAGAUUUGAUGGGUACAAGCGAAAAAUAUCAUCGUCAAACACCUGUGCUGUUAUCAGUUCGCUUUUCGGUUUGUUUGUUUUUUUCGUUAUUUUUUUUUUUUUGGUUUUGAUGUUGUUGUUUCGUUGUUGGUGGUCGUCGUUUAGUUUGUGUCUUUGUUUGUUUGUUUGUUUGGUGAUCUGUCCAAGCUGAGCUCCUACCAAUGGAAUGCAGUUAUUUUAAACAGAGAAGUAAGCAAUAAGCUAAGAAAGUGAGUUUCGAAGGGUGGUGUGGUAAUUUCCUUUCCAAUAUUUUUCAGGGGGCUUUCGGUUUUGCCGGAAUAACAGGAAGUCCCGGAGAUGAUGGACGUCCGGUAUGUUAAAGACGCAGCCUAUAUUACUUUAAGCUUUUCACUCCUAAGAUCGCAAUAUGAAUUCUCCUUAUUGUCUUUAAUAUAUAUCCUCAUAUGAUAUUUCUGAGAAUUGGGGUUAAAUCAAACAAUACCUCUGAACUAUUUUACUUCUUAAUUCUCAUCGCCUGCUUACGCUAUCCAUUUACAACAACAAUUCAGUAGGCAUAUUGUUCUCUAUGCGUUUCCUAAGGGUCUCACAAGGAGGAUUUGCAUCAAAAAUAAAGAGCUUCGUGACAUCUCGAUCAUUUUCUUUAUUGUCGUAACCUGUUUGUUUCAGGAGUGAUGCUUUUAGAAGAAAUAUGAUGCAUAUUACUCUUAAGAGUUAAAAAGACAUAGAAGAAAAAAGGGAAAGGAAUUCCCAUGUGUGGGUUCAAACCAUUAGCUAUAAAAUCUCUACUUGCUUUUGUUUUUUUCAGGGAUUUCAAGGCCCCUUAGGUCCUUUUGGAGAGCCUGGCCCGGAUGGUCCAGAUGUGAGUGAUAUGGAUUAGUACUCAGUCUUCUUUUUUUGCGCGGAUAGACUUGGACUAAUUAAUAAUCAGAUUAUGAGUUGUAGAUUUCUAUUACGUGAUGGUAGACAAGGGCGAAGCAUAAAAGGAACCUGUUAGCUCUGCUAAUAUGCAAACUUUUUUAUUCUUUUCCAAGGGACCUGGGGGCCCAAAGGGAAGACCCGGACCUGAAGGAUACAGAGGACGAAGGGUGAGUACAAUUUUGAAUUGUUUCUAAGUGUGCUAUUGUUUAAAAGCAACAAAAAAAUUCACCUUCUUCCUAUUGUGCUUCUGGAACAUUCCAUGGAAGUGACUACAACGAUAAUUGCUCGACCGCAUGGGCAAGUCAUCGAAUACAAUCCCCGUUUUUCAUUUUCGUUGUUGUUGUUGUUUUUUUACUAUCCAGUACAAGGGGCUCCCCCCAAUCUAAUAAGCCCCUUGAAGGCUUAUUACUGUCAUGAGAUUGUUUACGGUUAACAUAAGAAAAUAUUUCGCAGGGACCAAUGGGUGAUCCUGGACCAUUAGGCAAUCCUGGUCCUGUUGGGUCUAAGGGCCGAGAAGGACGAACUGGAAUCGCUGGACAGCAGGGACAGGAUGGUGAACUGGUAGGUGAAAUUUGUCAACAAUUUACGUGGUGGACACAAUGUUAGAGAGCUAAUUAAUUUUUAUCUCAGCAGUGGAGUAAAGGACAAAAACUGAUUCAUUUGUCAUAAUUGUGAGACAAAGAAAAAACUCCUGAAUGUCCGAUCCAGGUAGAAUCCGAACCUUACACCUUUGGAUUACCCGGUUCGAGAAUUGAAUGAAUGAAAUAAGCUUUAUAUUUGAUAGAUGUUGAAAUUUAUUAUUUGUGAUAUUACUGUAGGGUGAUACCGGUGACGUUGGCAAACCAGGACCUGACGGAUCAGUGGUAAGUUCAAAUGAAUGCUCACAUGAUCAUGUCUGAUCACGCCCAAAUACCUCCGAGAACGCCCAGAAAACUUUCAAACACGUUUUUUAGAUGUCUGACACAACUCUUUCUCGGUGUUCUCAGAUCGAUCAUUAAAAAAACCCUUAAAUUUGUUUGUCAUAAGUACUUUUGGCAGUCGAGACUUAAAUAGCAGAAAUCUUUUAGUCAUGCGUAAGAAACGGAGAUGAAAUAAGGUCGAUCAUUAUCAUCUGAAAGCAUGUGAAUCGCGGCUAUUAUGUGAGCGCUAGCUAAUUUAGCAGUCACCAGUUUAAGAGAAGUGAAUCUGCUGGGGCUCAACGAUGAACGUGUGCCUCCUCUAAGUUUUAUGGUCACAUAAUAUAUACAAAAAAAGUAAUGUUGUGUCAAAAUUUAUAUAUUUUUACGUGAGAUACCUCGUAGUUUCCUCUUAAUUCUUAGUAAACUAAUCCCUUCUAGAAAUCUUACAAUCUAUUAUAAACUUUAUGUUAAGGAAAAUAGUUACUAAAUACUCAGUGGUUUUGCAUGUUUUUUAUUUCUGAAAUUGUUCCCUGGAAAACGUGCAAAAUAGUAUUCGCGAAUUCCCCUGCAAAUAUAAAUUUAUCGUUGGGUGUGGGGGGUGGUAUCUCCUCGCGUAUACGGCGUUCGAAUAACGUUCUUUAACAUGCGUAUUCCACGAAAAUGCACACUAUGCCCGACGCCUGAAGAGGUAAACAUUACUAAGUUUAAGUUUUUUAUAUCUUUGUUGAUCUAGGGUAUGAAUGGAUUAAGCGGAGUGAGCGGACGGCCCGGUUACCCAGGCCCUUCAGUAAGAACGCUAUUACUACUUCUUUUUAUGUCAGUUUUUUUGUGUCAAAAUUAAUACCGGAUUGCUUCAGUUUUGGUUUACCUCGGACUGCGAUUGGUCCAAAAAAUGGCGCCAGCUCUUCAACCAAAUAGCUGCAGAAGGGGAACCAAUCACAAACCGGUUAAUCGCGUAUUCCCGUGCCUCAGGCAGUUUGGUUGACUUUGCUUUAAGUUCUCAUUGGCUGCUUAUGAUAUUUUUCUUCGUUGUGAUUGGCUGUUGAGAUUACUUUGGUUCGGGAUUUCCUGCACUCAAUUGAAAAUUUCUCUCUCUCAUUGUCAAGCAGUAAGCAUUUUCAUUCAUCAAUUGCUUGGUGAAUUCUGGUCAGUAACGUGCGGUUGACUUUCCCGCCGAAAUCAAAUUAAAUCAGCUCUGGUGCGAAAAGAUAAUAUGACAGCAUACGCUAAUAUGAUUUGCUAUCAGCUGGCCAAUGUAGACACUAAGAGGAAAAUGCUUUCGUCAUGCGUGUAACAAUACGUCAUCCGACAAGGUAUGAGUUCAUAGCCUCGAACACUUUCGUUAAACUUUCAUCCGAUUAUUUAUUUUAUUAUUUAUUUAUAUUUAUUUUUUAUUAACUACCUAUUAUUUUAUUUCUUCAGGGUUUCGAGGGAAAAGAGGGACCAGCCGGUGCACCUGGAACUCAGGUAUGUUAAUGUUUGUUAUCAUAGUAAUAAAGUUCACACUAAGUAUACUUGCCGAGUGCAAAUAUCAAGUUUCUCCCAUUUGUCCCUUGGAUUUAGUAAAUAAAGACACCAGUAUGCCCACCUGUGGUUGAAAACCUACGAUAUUAAUAACAAAGACUGAUACAGGGUAUCAAAUUUAAGUAUAUUGGGAAUAAGGCAUAAGGCAGUCCAAACAAAUACCAAGAUUUUACGGGGGGGGGUAAGGAUUUCACAAGGGUUUUACUAGGGACGGGCAAUAAGGUGGUAAUGAUCGUAGGUGCAAGCUGGGGGCUUAGUAAAGCGGAGAAAAUCAAAAGAAGCUCAUUUAUACUUUUUCUAAAACGUGAAGCGUUCUUUGAGGAUGAUUAGAGUAUUAAAAUUUUUUUUUUUUACGAGUAAGGAACUUUAAACCUAUGUGCCAUUGUUUUAAAACUUACCAGGGCUUUAAAGGAGGUCCCGGCAGCCCAGGAGCGCCGGGUGAUCCAGGAAUCAAAGGAAGCCCAGGACAGGGAGGUGACACAGGCCUCAUGGGCGAUACCGGACCCACAGGUGAAAGCGGAUCUGAUGGAUUGCCGGGAACUGACGGAGUGACGGGUUCCCGCGGGUCGGUUGGUAAACAAGGGGAAUUUGGAGGCCCGGUAAGCAUGUCAUCGCAAAAAUGAUCCAUUUUUGUGUAUACUGACAUGAGUCAAAUUCAGUUUAGUGUAAAACUCCUACAUUUGUAGAAACCUUUAAGUUUUUGACAUUAAUCUGUCAUUAUUGCAAUUUUUCUGUUUGUUUGUGUAUUACUUUUGUGGCUUUAUUGAGGUUUCGUGUUUGGGUACUUUCAGGGCGAUCCUGGACCAGCAGGACCUACGGGAGGAGAGGGACGUUCAGGAGAAACCGUUAGUACAAGUUUAUAACGUGGAACGAAUACUGUUCACCUUUUAAACCUUAACACUCAACAUCAGUGUAGAUAUUCUCGAUACUGUGCUCUAUACAGGACCCAAGGUGUUGACAAGGAGAAUUGGUUUAAAAUUUAAUGAUUUCCUUUAUUCUCGUAACCUUAAUGUUUGAUUCAGGGGUGAUAUUGUGCGAAGAAAUUAGAUGCUAGUCACUCUCAGGGGGUCAAAGGGUUGCAUGCCAACCAGAGGAAUUGUUUCUCACAAUGAAUUGAUAGAACCGUGUCUCUAUAUGCAGCCGUUUCAAGUGUCAACAUUUGUACGUCUACGGAGUCUUUCGAUUACAUUUGAUUCAUAUGCACAGUUUAAUCUUAUUUCCUGUUGAUUUCUAGGGCAUACCGGGGGAUCUUGGACCAACAGGCGGCAAAGGAGCAAAGGUACUGUUGUGUAGUUUUGUAGAAUUUGAACUGAAAACAAAUUAAAAGCAACCCCUUCAUGCAAACCUUUUUUCAAACGAAUCGUGAUAGUAGUUGCUAUGAUUUUAUCAAUCAGACUAUCUGUUUUUUGAGUAAUGUGCCAGCCAUUUACUUCUUUUUUUAUGCGUACUUGAUCUUAAAAUAGUGUUCAUGCAUUUUGGACAUGUUUCCUUUUCAGGGUGAGCUCGGAAGACCAGGAAGCACGGGAUCCACUGGCGAUAAAGGACCAGCGGUAGGAAUAGAUUAAUUGCCUAUUUUGGAAGAAGCACUUUAGGCCAAGAUAUGUAGGACAAGGCAACGGUUAUUUAAAGGCGUUCAAUCUUGUGACACCUAAAUACUUCCUUUCUGAUCUCGUUCCUUUGGUCCCCUUGUCUUCUUACCGUUUUAGAAAUUUGGGAUUCGGGAUUCGGGAUUACGGGACAUAACUGUAAUAAAACAAUAGAGACAUGCUGAAAAAUUAGUUUGAAACAUACAGCGUUUAACUCAAAGAAUAUGCAUGUUCUUCUCAUACGAAGUUGUCCUUUUAGGGUCUUGCGGGACCAAAUGGUGCCCGAGGAUUUCAAGGUUCGCCCGGUAAACAGGUAGGAUGGCCUCACUGCUUAUGACUUCCAUGCAGGUUUUUGAUACGUCGCUUAACAUUCCUUACUCUUACUGAGACGAUCAGGAUACUCGACAAACUGAUGCUUCCGGUUUCAAAUCGUUUACUUUACGAUUCACGAAGUAAAAUCUAUCUUGGUAGUGGUGUAAUUUAGCUGUAGGAAGACUGAGCUUAAUAUCCUUCAAAUAUUUUGCCUACAGUAAACGACUUUACGGCGUGCGAAGUCAUACGAUAAAUCGCGUGUGUGCUGGAUGAUGGAUUGUUAUUCGAAGUACACUAGUAAAUAAAACGUUCAAAGUCUCAUCUUGGAUGUGUUUUUUAUCUUUCAAUUUUUUAUUUCCAACAGGGUGGCCGUGGCGGAGCGGGCAGUCCCGGAAGAAAUGGCGAAACCGGACAAAGAGUGGGUUAAAUUGCUUUUACGCUUCAGAUUCCCCCUCAAAUAGAAUUGCGAUGUUUUUAUCGCAAUAAGGAACUUUUAACAAAAUGAUUGUAUUAAAGACAGACAGAAGCAGUUAAUGCUGACGACGGCAAAUAUCACACUCUAACAAAGUUGACUGCCUUUGCGUUUUCUGACAGGGAGUGCGGGGUAGUGAAGGAGAUCCGGGUGUUAUGGGUGCAAUCGGAAUAACGGUAGGAAUAACUUUAUACUCUUUUCAUUAACUAUGCCAUAAAACUUGGCAUAUUUAAUGUUCCUUUUAAUACAUUAUUUUUAAAACAAGCAUCAGCCAUGACAUUGUUUUCAAUAUCGACGCCCAUGAGGCUCUUCUACUUAUAAGUUGAGGAUAACUUUAAGUUUGAGCCCACAGAUUAUAUUCAACUGUCGAGAGUAGUGAGAAAAUACCCGUUUCACUCCCAGAUUUAAUACUCAUUUGCAUCAUUACAUAUUGUAGGGAAUGACUGGAGGACGUGGGGGACGAGGAUCCAGAGGCGUUAAGGGAGAUGGGGUAAGUGUUUAACCAUUUAAUUCAUCGCUUCUUAUGACACAGUCGUCCAAGGUUAUCACGUGAUGUUUUCACUUGUAGCGCAAGUGUAUCCUUGUGUUUUCAGUUUUUCAUUUCAUUUCUAUACAUAUUUCUGUUCCUUUAGGGUGCUUCAGGCUUACGCGGUCCACCAGGAAUAACUGGAUCAAGGGUAAGACUCAAAUAACAAUUGAUCAGAAAAUACACAGACGUAGUCGCAUAUUACCAAGAAACACUCUGAAAAUAGUUGUACCUUGAAGAAACAUUGAUGUUGGAGACAGCUGCAGCUUCAUUCGAAUUUUCGCUUCACGGUACACGAGAUGACGCUUAGUGAGCACAUGAUUUGAAAAUGAACUGCAAUUAAAAAUACUUCCUUUAUAGGGGACUUUAUUUUGACACAAAGUCAGCUAAUAAACAUCAUCACGUGUGAUUUUUGAUUUGAUAGGGUUCUGAGGGCAGACCAGGAUCUAGUGGAGUUGCAGGCGCACCAGGAAGUUCGGUAUGUUUUUAAUAUGUAAAGUACAAAGUGCCCUAGGAGAGCGGUAUCUUAUUACAUAUUUACAGUGCAUUUUGCAAAUAUAAUGUCACUAAAUACCCUUUAAUAAUGAUUGGCUCUUUUUAAAAAAUAUUUUUAAUAAUUUAUUGAUUGAUUUGGGUUUUGUUAUAGGGCGCUAAAGGCGAUGAUGGUUUUCCAGGAGAGGACGGUUCACCGGUAAAGCCAAAAAAAUGACCAAAUUGUUGGAAAGUUAUCCAAACUAAGUCUUCUUGAUGACAUAUUUAUUGAUUUAUUUCACAGGGUUUUCCUGGUAGAUCUGGAGGCGUUGGACUUGUUGGUAUGAAAGGAGUUGAGGUAGGGUAGCGAGCUUCGCAGCGCAAUCUUCUCGAUGAGGAAAAGACGACAAUUCUUAAAACCUUAAAUUUUGUUCUAUGUGAAAGUCAUUUCUUUAAGUAAGUUCUUUAAUCACAGUCAUCCUGUUUUGACUGAAUUUGUGAAAACUACAUCAUUCAAGUAAGACUUAUAUUCGACGAAAUGUGAGUCGGUUGUCCUUUGUACUAAGCGAGUGUUGUGUUGCCUGCCUUAGUAAGGUCCGAGUUAAAUGUUCAUUUUCCUUAUUCUUAUUUUUGCUUUAAAUCAAAGGGAAUUGUUGGAAAUGAUGGAAGUCAAGGGGAACGAGGAUCAACUGGACCAAAGGUAUGGUCGGUAAAGAAGGUUAAGCUACGUUAUUGAAUAAUCGCUGGGAGUUUUCUAAAAGUAAGGCACAGAGCUAAGAUCGUCCUCGCCAUUGUUACUGUCAUUAUCAGCGUCAUCAUCAUUAUAAUCUUCGACUGUUGUCAAUAUUGUUCUAAAGAUGCCAUUUAUCUCGCCUUGUUUGUCAUGGAGCACGCUCUAUUAAGCUCGCUAAAGUUAUAUUAGGAUGCAGGUGAGGAGUCUGCAUCGUCUAUUUGCCUUCAGGUAAGGAUCAGUGUCAGGCAUAACCUGGUUUAUUACGUUAACAAGUUGAGAAGUUGUCUCGUAGACAAGCGUUCUGGAUGAUAUAAUGUGAACAGCUGGUUCUGCUGCCAGAGAAGCAGAUAUCGAUACAUCCUUAUAGCAUUUUUUAUUUUGUUUGAUUUUUUUGUUUUUCAAUGGUUUAUUUAGGGUGAAUCAGGUGCCCCAGGAGGUCAAGGUGCGGCAGGGGCAUCAGGAACCAUGGUAGGAAAAUAAAAAACAUAAAUGACGUUUCCAUGGCCACAAACGAUUAGUACCGUGUCACUCGAGCAAUGAUUGUGUCCGUUGUUUGUCCCCCACAGGGUCUCCAAGGUCCUGCAGGGUCCCAGGGAUCAACUGGGGACGUUGGUGAUGAGGUAAGAUUAUCGAAAUUUUAUAUCUUUCUUAAUGUAUGUGUGGAUUUUUGUUAAUCGAAAUUAAAUCUCUCAACUCCUAGGGAGCUCCUGGUUCUGCCGGUGAUGCGGGCUCAGCAGGAUUCAGUGGCCGCCAGGUGAGUCAAUGGAUGAGCGGUACAUGUGAUGUGAUGUGAGAUUCCCGCUCGAAAAAAAAGUGUUAUUUCAAUAUAUUUCACAGCUCUUUAACUUAAACAGCACGAUACACUCAUUGGCUGGGAGUAUCCGGAUUGGGUGGACAAAUUUUCAAAGACAGAACACCUAAGAUACAUUAGGAUAACUUCUGCGUUUUAAUUAAACCUUUUUUCAUGAAAGAUUUCUUUUACACCUUUCAGGGGCCCAAAGGAAGCUCAGGUUCUAAUGGAGUUUCUGGGAAAAGAGUGAGUACUAUUUGAAAAAUCAGAUUUGUAACAAGUUUCUUUGCAUACCCAGCUCUCCAAAAAAUGGCAUUUUAUCUUUCCAUUGUUGAUCCUUUUUUCUCGUUUUUUUGUUUACAUAAACAGGCUUUGUAGGUCUAUUUUUUUUUUGGCUCAAGAUUUUGACCCACUUUUCAUAUUGGAGAUUUCAACGUAAUUUUGAUUCCUAAAAAAACAAUGAUUUCCGAACAGUAUGAUGAUAUUGUGCUCAAAGAAUCCAACAGAAACGCGUACAAUUAUAAUCCUGUGACCUGGGAAAUAUUUUCAUCUCAACAUGUGCAUUGCUUGCGAAGCUAAACUGUCGUAAUUUGUGUCUUUGAUUGUUACUUUACAACCAAAGUCUCAUAAAUGUGGGAUUUAUCCUUUUGUAGGGAAGAGCUGGUGAACCUGGCCUUAACGGAGUAAAUGGAGAUCCGGUAGGUUUUAAAAUUCUUUUCUAAGAGGGACAAAACUUCAGGACCCUGUGUGGACCCCUGUGUUUUUGUGUGCGUGCGUGUGUGUGUGUUUUUGUUUUGUUUUGUUUUUGUUUUUUUUUUAUCGUUUGCAUAAAUCCCUAUCCGGUGAAUAGCGCAGUACGUUUUGUCAACACUCAUUCGUUUUGUAUACCUUUACCUAGAUCCACUUUUAUCGUAUUUUUGGCAGGUACAUAUGGGGUCAAGAUAAAUUCCUUUAAGUUUCUGUGUCAAAAUCCUAGUUAAAUAUUUAUGUUUUUCUAAGGUAUUGGUUUUCGUGAAAUCUCUAAGAUCGUUGUCAAAAGAUCCUGUCUAGUAUUGCCAAAUUCCGUGAGGGAUUUAAAAGAAAGUCCCAUCUAACAUAUGCUGCUUUUUAAACUUAAGUUUCUAAUCUCCAUGAAUGAUUCGAAAGUUAAAUACCCUGACGGAGGACACGUACCAGAACGUUUUUUUGUUUACUUAAUACAGGGCUUGCAAGGAUUAGCUGGACUUCCGGGAGACGAAGGAGGCAUGGGAGAACCUGUAUGUAACGCUUUUAUACGUGAGCUCUUGCAGUCCUCGGAUGUUGAGUUUCAAUUUUUCUUUCAGUUUACCACAAAUUUGUGAUGAAGUUGCUUAUAGCAAUUUUGUGUUGAAGCAAUAAAUGUAUUUUCUUUGCUAUUUUUUUUUAUUUUUUAUUUUUCAUUCCCCCCAACUCUUUGUGGAAAGUUCCAUGAUCUUGUCAAGGAAAAGAAAAUUCGUUGUUCAAUCCUACGAUAGAAAGUGGUCAAAUCAUAAAUCUGUUAUCGUUUCACUGCAAUUGUCAGUAAUUUGACGAAGAAGCAAAAUAACUUGUAAAAUAAUUCAAUGUAUACAUCAAUAUCAUUGCGGGCACAGCUUAGGCAAUGUGGACUAGGAUAUAACAUAUACAUACAUAUAUAUAUAUAUAUAUAUAUAUAUGUACACGUUGUAUAAGUUUAUCUAAAUCUAAAAUAAUGAAAAUUUAAAAAUAAUAAUAAUAAUAAUGAAAAGUAACCAAAAAUACACUCUUGAAUGUUAUUACUAUUAUUAUUAUUAUUAUUAUUAUUAAAUUAUUCAAACGAUAUCUCCAGGGCUCCAUGGGACCCGUAGGUGCAGCUGGUGUAGAUGGAUCUCGUGGAAUAAGUGUAAGCAUAAUCAUAUUUAAAGUAUAUGCUACUCCUCGAGUUAUUUUGUGAGAUUUUAUUUAUUUGUUUGAAAUCCGGGUAAUCCUCUAAAACAGAUUGGCUCUCGCCACUAUUAUCUGCUUGGCGGAAAAAAUGAUUGAUCAGAUUUCGGCGGAGUAAUUUAUCAGCAAAAAUUCAUGUCAAGUUCUUAAUUGAUUUCUGUGUCUUUAUAUUGCUUAUUUUACGACUGGAUUCGUAUAAUAUUGUAACAAUUAACCAAUACUAUCCAACACUAAUCAGGCAAUAGUAUUGAGCCAUUUCAAACUAGAUGCUAAGUAGUGGUUAUUGAACUUCGAGUCGACAGAUUUUUUGUCUGAUAUCAUGAGUAUGAUUUCUGCCCAAUUUAAACCUAUUUCAAUUACUGUUAUAAAUUUGCUUCUGGGUUAGACCUUUUGAUCAUGUUGCUAUGAAGAUUAUGAUCAGUUUUUCUAUUAUUCGUCCUUCUAGGGCGGUGCUGGAGCUACUGGUCCUGUUGGAGCAGCGGGUAGGAGAGGAGAAGCGGUAUGUAUCGCUUUUAUUAACAGUGAAAUGACUUUUGAUCAAAUUAAAAGAUUAAUUUUUCGUAAGAUUUGUGAUAUUUGUGUGUUUAUUUUAAAAAGGGCGAUGCUGGACCGACCGGCAGAGUUGGGAGACCUGGACCGAUGGGACAACAGGUGAAGUGUCUGAAACAGUACAGGAUAAAGUUUUCAUUCCAUACCUUUAGUCAGUUCCGAUGAAACCGUGAUUAUAACAUUUUGGACUUCAAAGGAACAAACAACCCGCAAAAAUUAAAUCGCUUCUUAAAUUUAGUUUUUGCGUAUCCCAGUUGGUUGUGUCGCCUUACUAGCUCAUUCGGGUAUGAAUUCAGGUUUUAUUGAAUGUAGUCGAAUAAUUUUCUAUUAAGGUGUUUGUUUGAAUUAGUCGCUUUGGACUGUAGUCUUGCAUGGCAUAUAUUUAAGGAGAAGAGUAAUAUCAGGUGCUGAACUGCCUCUCUCUAAUGUAACAGGGCGCUGAGGGUGAACCUGGCGAAGCAGGAGAAACUGGAAUUCGAGGACCUAAUGUGAGUUCACAGACUGAGAAAAUUACUCAGCAGCAUAAUCAUAGAAUACUUAUCACUAAUUCGUAAUAUCAUAAUGUGUUCAUUUAACUUUUAACUCCAAAUCUGUCGUUACUAGAGCACAUCCAUGCUCUGUACAGAGAUCAGAACUCAUAAUUGGUAUGGAAGAAAUUCUGAAAAAUGUGAAAGUUUCUAACGAUCAGCACCAUGAUUUGAAUGUUAAAGAAAUGAUCGAGGGUUAUUAUUACAUUAAUCUCCUUAGGAGACUUUCCAUGGGUUUCACUCUCAUAAUCGUCUAAAAAAGGCGCGUCAAAAUUAAACGAUGAGAUGAGCAAACCAGAAUGAGAGUAGUUAUUAACUUAGGACGUACCAACGUGUAAUUGACGGACCAUCUUAAUGCCGAUCAAAACACACCUCCAAGGCAACCAGAAUCCUGGGUAUCUUCCUUAGCAUAUACGUACCUCAUAUUAGCUAUUGUGAAUGUGUUUCAGGGUGUCUCUGGCGAUCGUGGUCUCGCUGGCACUCCGGGACAAAGUGGAGCAGAUGUAUGAAGUCCUCAAUCGUAACAACUAUUUUCAUUUAUUAAUUAACAAACAAAGAAGGAUUUCACGUCACUAUUAUGAAUGAUUUAUUUAACAUUGAUGUACGUGAACUUCUAUUUCAAAUAGAAAGGACUCAUCGGCAAAUUACCGCGUGCAAUUGGAAGCACAGAUGUUUCACGUUAUGCCAAAAUUGGUAGAAGAGUGUAUCGAUAUUUCCUUUUUUUUAUUAACACUUAAAAUGUUAUUUGUCCUCGCCAGUUCACAUAUCCUUCUUGUCUCUAGAUACCCUUUUUUGAUUACAUGUGUUUAUUAUGAUCCGAAGCGUUAACUAUGAAUCUCCUCUCCUUCAACUAUUUCAGGGUCCACAAGGGGACCCGGGAGCCCCUGGUGCGUCUGGCUUUGAAGGGAAAAUGGCAAGUGAAAUGCUUAACUUUUAACGUUACAAAUUUCUUCUACUUUCCUGAUACAAUUAUUCUGUUAAAAGUCAUGAAAAAUGCAUAUACAUUCCUCAACUGAUCAGUUUCCCCCCACCUCGUAGUGCCGACGAGGUAAACGAUCUUAGUCAUCAACAGUGUUCAAAUUUGAGUUUAAAUAUCAUGGGUGUGUAUGUUUAAAAACUGGUUAUACGUAGCAUAACGUAAUUUCUGCUGUAAAGAAACAAACAGCUUCGCAUCUUUGAUCGCCCUAGGUGAAUCUUCAUUGUUUAAUAUGUAAAUUCAUAAAUGGUUAGAUUUGGACGGUUAUGAGGUAUUAUCGUUUGUCUCCCGAUGUGUAUCGCGACGUUUCUACUGCAUACAGCUAGUCUUCGUGAAACGAUAAGGGCCAUUGAUCACCAUCCAAUCUUUGAAGCAUCGUACUCCACUUCAAUUGGCUUAUUGUAUUCAGCUGUAAUUUUCACAUUUCGAAUACAUUCUCCUUAGCGCACGCUGACCAUGUCCUGUUGCUCUGUUACUUAAUAGAGGGAAUCCAUGCCGCUGGAAAUGUUUUCCACUGUUCCUGUAAAAGUUUCUGUUAGAGUUAAGAAUCACCUGAGCCAAACCAUUUUACUUUAUUUAUAUCGUUUUCACCUCGAUGAAAACUGCAACCCUUAUUUACGCUAUCGAGCUAAAGGUGUUAAAAUGGCCGCAAUGUAUUUUUAUUUCAGGGCAUGAUUGGUUCCAUUGGAGAUCAAGGGCCAACAGGUCUUAAAGGAUUUAGGGUAAGUUAACGUCAAAUACAAUCUUCUUUGUACCUAUAUGCAACACAUUACUGCAUCACUGGAAUUUCUGAGAGUUUUACUGUAUUUCGGUGAAAAUCUGGAGUUAAUCAUCAUUUGCUUUUAUGUCCUUUUUUUUUCCGAAGGGUCAAGAAGGAGCCGCCGGAUUACAUGGGAUCAGUGGAGAUACAGGUUCUCAGGUACAUACUGACUGCUCAAUCAUAAAAGAGCCUAGAUAAAGUUUCCUUAAGCCCGCUGUUACCUUCCCCUUCCUUUCUUUCUGUCUUUAACUUUUCCACUAAGGCAGACAUGCUUCCUUUAACCACCUGUGGAGUCAAUAAAAUUGUUUUUUUAAUUUUUUUUUUCGGGGGGGGGGGAAGGCGGUGGGGUAGGGGGAUAGGGAGUGACAUUGAAAAAAAAAAAAAGGACCAGGGGCCGAGACCGUUGGAGUUCAUAAUGAAGAUUUUUGUAUGACAGGAGAAACAUUCGUAAAUAAAUGAUACAUUAGCUCUUGAAUAUUCGCUCACUACUAUUGCUUUAAAGCGUUAUAUGAAAAGUUCCGACACAUUUCCUUGCUAAUUCACCAGUCCAAAAAUGGCACGCUAAGAUGAUUUUAACCCUAUGCACUGACAUACGAACGUCCGGACGGGCGGCCGGGUGGUGCAAAUUAUUCCUUAUGGAAUUUGUCAAGGAGCCUUGACCAGUUUAUCUUGCUAAUGUGUACCGCGAACAAUCUCGUGUGAUAAGCUGCAAGUGUAACUGUGUCUCCGCUCUAUGAUUAGGGAGCUCAAGGUGUCAUGGGUCAAAAGGGAUAUCGUGGAGAGGAAGGCGACAGCGUAAGUCGGAAUCUAUUGCACUAAUAAAUUGAAGUUUAUGUGCUUUUUACUUCAUAGGUUUCACAGAAAUGACAGUUUUUUCUAGAUACUCACACUGUGAGUAACCCGCAGUGUGAAUUCAUUAAACAAGACAUCUCAUUGAAUAUUACCUAGAGCUUACCUUUUCUGUAACCAAACGAACGAUCAUUUAAAUUUAAACCAUUGACUGCAUUUAAGAAUCUUAAGGUCUAUACUUACUCUUAUCAUUACAGGGAGGACCAGGAGGACCCGGGGCAACGGGAAUGAUGGGAGAACCUGGACCAGCGGUAAAUUUAAUGAAUUGACCUUUCUGUAACCAAUAUAACGCAGGGUUGCUUAUUUUAUUUUCACACAUGCGCGUUUUCCUUAGGGAGGGGCUGGUGAUCAAGGAAGUAGUGGAAAAACUGGUCGCAAUGGAAAUAAGGUAAUGUCAUGGCUCUAGGAAUUUUUGAUUUUUCUAAGUGAUUAGGUGUACGGCAAGGGGCUGUGUAAAUCCAAAGGACUGUAUCCUUAAAUUUCUAUACUUUUCAGAGCCACUUUAACAUUUUCAUUUGAAUUGCAUAUUUUUAGGGUGCUGUUGGUGAUCCUGGUCCCCCAGGAGACAACGGAGGCAGGGGCUCACCGGUAAGAGCUUCUUAAUUGUUCGCAUUGAUGUGUCCUGCAUAAGUGACAUCUUGACAAUAAGACAGGAGCAUUAAAUGAGUACAUAGGCUACAAAAGGGGAUUGGGGUGAUCUGCAAUCUAUGAUGAGAAACCUAACGUUAUCAAUGGUGUUAACUUUAAGCUAGCCUAUUGACCCUGAAUGCUUUUCCUUUUUCGGUGUUACUUGUAAUGUCAGCAAUUUCGAUGUAAAAGAGUUCAACAAUUUCUUGCAUUCCUGUUUGAGCUCUGGCCCAUAUGAAUUUUGUUGUCAUCUUGCAUUCAAGGAGACUAAUGAAAUUUUUUUUUCCAAUUUGCUGUACAGGGAGCCCAGGGCCAGCCUGGACCUCCUGGUCCACCCGGAACUGCUGGGUCAAUUGUAAGUGGAAGAUAGUUUGAAAGGUUCCCUCAAUUUUUUCCUGCAAGUGAAGAUAAUUGUGGUUGAAUUAUUAUUCUAGUUAAUGUUAUUCUUCAUUUUUCUUUUUCCCUUUUUUAAAAAAAUAGCUUCCUACGACAAUGCCCUUGCAAAAUUGCAAGAUCAGUCAGAUGGCUAGGUGGAAGAUUGUAUACAUAAACGAAAAAAGUUUUUUUUUCUUUUGCAACGAUUGUGGGACAUUAAAAAAUAAGGAGAAAAGAGAUUCUCUUUCAAUUGGAUCUAAAACGUCCUUGCCAACGCUGGUAUGGAGCACCAAUGAACCAUUGGUGACAAGGACGUUGACGUCACCGCCAUUUACUCUUGUGAUUUGAUUGGCUUAUUCACCAUGGUGUAUGAGCCGUUAUUUGUCUUACUUUUUUCGCAGGGCGAUUUUGGCUUAGAUGGAGCUGCGGGCUACUCAGGGCCAGUUGGAAUGAGGGUAAGUGACUUUCCUCUGACACGAAAAAUAUCCGUUCAGAAGCCCUUUUCUCGAAAGUCCCGGUAACUAAACGGGCCUGAAACCAUAUUUUAAAAUCAAAUUUGAAUAAGUAGUAGUUUCUGGCAUCCUAACCAGUCCAUUUUGUUUCUUUAAUUGUUUGUUAUUUGGUGGGGUUUUCAAAACCUUUGAAACCCCCAUCUGGAAUAAAAAUUAAAACAGCUUUACGGGGCCGUAAAGUCACCAGGACUAUCGAGAAACGGACUCUAGGGCCAGAGAGACUCAACAUUUUUUUUUUCCAGGGCAAUGUUGGACUGAUUGGUAAGGCAGGAAUCCAAGGUGUAGCGGGAGCAAAGGUACAGUUGAUUUAACCCUUCAAACUCUAGAGAUCUCAUAAAUGAUUCUCCCUUCCGACUGCUGUGAAUUUUCUUGGAAACUAAUCAGUAGAGAAUAUUUGAUGUUAUCUGAUAAGCUGAUAGGUUUUUUUUUUUUCUAAUGAGCUAUUCGCUGGAUACUGUGUUAAAAUUGUCAGGGAAAGUAACAAUCGAACCACUUCUGAGAGUGAGACGGUUAAUGUUACCAGCAUCCAGCUAUGGAUCAAAUUAUGUGUGAUUUAUACAGCAUCGUUCAUGAUACAAAAUUGUAAAAAUACCGAUUCUGGAACGGGAUUUUAAAGACAGACUUCUUGGCUAUUUCCAAUAUUUGUCGAUGAACAAGGGAAUACGAAUCAAACCCUUUCAGAACGUUUACUGAGUCAUGAGUCAUCCCAAAUCUCAGGUUUCCUUUCCUCGGAUUACGCGUCCAUGACACUGCAGCUGAGCCACCCUGCCUGGGGUUGAGUAGUCGAUUAUUGCGUGGUUAAGGGGUCUGUGAUCAGCUUCACUUGAGAAUGGAGUGUGUGCUUUCUUAAUUGAUGAAUUAGACUUUAACUAAAAUCAUCAGUUAUCGCCGUUCUCAGAAGAAUGUUUUCGUAUAAGGAACAUACACAUGUAUGAUGGUGAGAGAAACUCGCUGAAAUUCAAUUUUCUUGGCUAUGAAAAGACAAAAUGGCCCACUACAGGCCGCUCAAGAAAAAAAGAAGAUCAUAUUUCAUUGCAACCUAUUUCAAAAGUUGAACAUGAUUUCAUUUCGGUUAGCCGAAACAAUAUCACGUUUACGUAAUAUUUUCAAUGUUUCACAAUUUUUUUUGCUAGGGAGAAAUAGGAGAACAAGGAAAGGAAGGAAUAGACGGAAAAGCUGGCAUAGAUGUAAGUUUAUCUUCUUGUCAUUGCUCUGAAAUGAUGAAGAUUUAUAUACUGUGGUAACUUCACGAGAAAAAGAAAACCAUUCUCUUUGAAUUCAUCCUGGUUAAUUUUUUUUUUGUUGUUGUUUUUUUUUACAGGGUGAGGUAGGAGCAGCUGGCUCUCCAGGGAAGUCUGGCGAACGCGGUUCCACUGUAAGUAUUUUGUUGCUCGUUUUGUCCUCUUUUUGUUUGUUUUGGUUACAUUGCACUAAGUGUUUUUGAAAAAGGGCAACUCGUUGAAAAAAGGGUCUGCCAUCAGAUCGCCCCAAUUGAGCAGCAGUAUUAUCUCAGUAAUCCUUUCUUUUUCUUGUUUUGAAAGCGUUUGUAGGCAAUCAAAGGAUAUAGCUUAAGGUUCAGUUUCAUUUGCUGUUCUGCUUUCCCUUUAACUGAAAACCAUUUGAACUCUCUUUUCGUCACAGGGAAGUCCUGGUGAAUCUGGUGUAGCAGGACAACGUGGAAGAGAUGGAUCUAAGGUAGGGCUCGUCAAGAAAAAUAAGCUUCCUGAACUUUCAGUAGUUUUACAGCUAUUUAUCUAGUCUCUAUGUUGGCAUGCUCUCCUUCGAGCUGUGUUUAUCUUUUUCUUCAUUAAUCAUAACCAUUACAAAUUCCCCAAUUCUUAUUGGUGCCUUUGCAACUUCAUUUUGCACUAAUCAUUCUGUACAGUUGAAAUCGGAUAGUGUAAUCGGACAGUUGGCUGUAAUCGGACAGUUGGCUGUAAUCGGACAGUUUAAGCAGUCAAUCAUACUAGGUCCACUCAGCUAAAUCCACCAAUCACAGAAUUGAUCACAAUAACCACAGCAACAACCACUUAUCCAAAGAAAAACUAGGCAAUUUCCAAAAUGGAGGAAUUUUUAACUAAAGACAUUGUCUCCACUGGAGAUAUUUGUUCUAGGUGUAUUUGUUUUUUCGGAAAUUGAAAUGGUUAUGAUUAAUUGGUAACAGGAUUUCUUGCAGUCCAAUUCUGUCUGUAAUCAUACUCGUGAUAAACAAAUCGGACUCCCGCUUCGCGGUCGUCCGAUUUUAUUAAUCACUCGUGUGAUUACAGACCGAAUUGGACUCCACUCAGUCCUAUUACCACUAUAUAUAUAUAUAUUUAUAUAUGUAUUCAUUUCUUUUUUAUUGAUACAUGUGAACAUUCAUUCUUUCAUUUGUCUGUUUAUUUAUCAUUCUUAUUACCAACCCAAGAAAUUCUUCAUUGUUAAACAAGUUCUUCUUGUCAGCACCUAAGGAAAUGUAUAGAGAACAGUAUGGAGAAUAUACUUCCUGAUUUUCCGUUGUAAAAGAUUAAAGCACUUGCUAUUUAUGGACUUACUUUGCGACGAAAAUCACACACCUCCCUCCCCUUCACAAUUUUUUCUGUGAAGGUGUCAUAGCUGUCUAUUAGUUAACGUUGUAUUAAUGUUAGGAGCAGGGGUGGGGAUCGAGAUGCAUUUUUCCCAAGUUUCCUGGAUACUCUUGGUGAUAUUGUUUCAGCGAGCGGAUGACUUUUUGUUUGACAGCCGAAUAACCCUUGCCUAUCACUUUUCAGGGCCUUGACGGCGACUUGGGAGCAGCUGGAUCACAGGGAGAUGUUGGUCCAACUGGACCGGAGGGUCCAAAAGGCGAAGAAGGAGCCACUGGAACCGAAGGCACUGUGGUAUGUUCAAUAUUCAUAUAGACAACGCUUUCCUGUUUUAAUUACUAAGUGUUUGAGGCUGCUUUGAACUUUGUGCGGCUUUUGUUGUAAAGAAAGAAGUCCAUUGGAACCUCUCUUUGGAAAAGGUUUUUUUUUAGCCAUUUAUUCAGCCCCAUUUAAGGGCCACCAAAUUUAAUCCUAAUUGUGACCGUUGCUGCAGAGACGCUGUUAUUCAGGGGACACUUUUUACAGUCUCGUAAGCAUCCCUUGGGUUGAGGUUACGUUUAAUCUGUUACCCUCACUGAAGAGGCACUUCUAGUCAAGUUACACUUUUUCUGGUUCCGAUAUGUUUGUAAUAUAGUCAUUGUAAGUUUCCCAGAGGUCCACAGAGAGUCGCGUGGGGUAGUCGCACGAGACAUUGCCUGGUGUUAAACCCCUUGUUUGAUAACACAGUCCUAAUGAGAAGUAGAACCCCGUUCCGUUUUGUGAGGCAUUUGAACCUCAAAAGAUAGCUCACCACAACCAGGAUUAAUCUAGCAUCCUCUUUCGCGGUAACUUACAAGUUAAUUCUUUUACUGAAAGAGAGGGUUAAGAUCAUGAUUACAUUGUGUCAUCGAAGUGCGCCGUUGUAAAAGAGGUUUGGUAUGUGAGGGGUUCAUUAAUUCAUAAAUUCAUUCAGGGUUAGGGUUAGUCCUUGUUUUCUCAUACAAACCACUCAUUCGCGUGUCUUGUUUUAGGGUGUUCCAGGUCAGCGUGGCUCGCGAGGAUCUGACGGCAACCCUGGUGCCACGGUGAGUCGAUUAACCUAUACAAGGCAGUUUCAUCCGGUUUUUCCGGUUUCAGCCUCUUAUAUAGUUAAAUUAACUUACUCUUGACGUAUUUAGCCUACCAAUGUAGUUCUGGUUGCUUGUUCACACCAAUUUGGUUGACAUGACAUGAUAUACCUAAGCAUUAAAUUCAAUAAGACCAACGUAAUAUUUUAAGAAACCAAUUUUUUAUAAUACUUUUUUUCCCAUUUUUAUUAAUAAUUCCAGUUUUCUUUUGUCUGAGUCCAGGGCGAUCCUGGAGAAUCAGGUGAUGAUGGAAACGUCGGUUCAAGAGGACAAAAGGUAUCAUUAGAAUCCUUGAUGACUCAUUCUUUUUUUUAUGGAUCAUUUAAUUUAUUUGGUUAUGUAUUUAUCUGUUUCAUUUCGCCUAGCACACAAUGUAAAAUAAUGUUAACUACAAACAUUUAUGUCGAGAAUAUCUGAGAAAAAACAAAAUGAGGUUCCCUCACAAAAAAAUCAAACAAAACGUUUUUGACAAGAUAUUGUUAUUUGUAACAUCUGUGUUCUAUUCUUUGACAUUAGAUUUUUAAUUUUUUGAAGGAUGUAAAGCGUAAAGAGCCAAAACUCCUAGGCGAAAAGAGAGCAGAUGUAUAAAAGUUUUCUCUUUACGUAUUUUAAUUUCUAGGGAGACGCGGGUGAUACGGGUGACACGGGCCCAGACGGGAGCCUGGGACCAAAGGUAGGUCGUGGCUUAAAAUCUUUUCAUUUAACGUUACUCAGUGAGGAAAUUUUCGGUGCAGGAAUGGGAUGAUAAAUUUUUAUUUUUGGUAGGUACACUUCAACUCCAAAGAAAUAUGUUUAUUGUGUAGUCUGCGCAUAAGACGUCGAGUUGAACAAGAAGCUUAAUCUAUUGAUGCAGUAGGACACGCAUACUGAUCUACAACAAUUCUUCACAUCAUUUGAAACAAUUAUCCACAGUGAUAUAUGGUUGUCCAGUUUUGUAACUUUGCCCCUGGACCCAACGAUCCUUUGAUAUUUCGCUAAUGCUCAUAUGGAUAUUUCAACCUUAGGGUCAAAAAGGCUCCAUUGGUCCACGAGGAGAUAGUGGGUUAGAAGGAGCUGUGGUAGGCUGUCAGCUGUUAUUAUUCAUUUGCCUAUUUGUUAAUGUAUUUUCCAGCAAAAAGAUAUUUUACCCUCUGACUUAAAUUAAGCGUUACGGAAUUCAAUAUAUCCAGUGCGUUUCAGGUGCAGUGCUCAUUGAAGAAUCGUAAAAUCGUUUUAUAGAAAUCAUGACGAAAAACGUUUUUUCAUAUUUAAACUUAAUACAAUCAUUUGUUACAAUGGAAUGGCCUGCAAGCAGGCGAACAGAUAAGCGCCACGUUCCUAGCUGCGGCGUUCAUCGAAUAAACAUGGAAGCUCACGAAUUAAGUUUAAUUUACUAAGGGAUUUUUUUUGUCUUCUGCCCAGGGUGCUGAUGGGCCACGUGGUCGGGUCGGUGAAAGAGGGGACGAAGGUUUUGAAGUAAGUCAAAUACAUGGGUAUUUUAUUUUGAUGAUAUUCAGGAUGUCAAGUCCUUAUAACAUUAUUAAACUUUAUUUCGUGACAGGGACCAACAGGAAUGUCUGGAUCCGUAGGAUUGAAGGUAGUUUUUAUUAUUUUUUCAUUAGCUGCUUACUUUUGACCUCUUCAACGUGAUACGGGAAUCUCAACUCUGGAACGGCUUUAAUUCAGACGCUGAUUUUUUCAUGAGUCGGACUUAGAGCAGUUUUCACUUGAGUUUCGAAAAUAUCAAAGCCAAGGUAAUCGCAACGGCCAAUCAGAAGAAGGAAAAUUCGUUUAACUGAGUUAAUGAGAACUCAAAGUCAACCAAACAAACUGCCUAAAGCGCGGACAAAGGUUAGGGAACAAGUCAUGGUUGGUUUCAGUUUUGAAUGUGAUUGGUUUACAGAAUGGCGUGAGUUUUCUGGACCAAUCACAGAGCGAAGAAAAGCACAACCUAAGCAAUCACGGACUACUUUUGACACUCAGUUGAAAAUUUGGUCCGUAAUGCGUAAAUAAUCACAACCUAUUAAUUACUGAUUAUUUUUAUGGACCUUUACUAGGGAAUGGCUCUAACGAUUAAUUUUGGCGUCCCAUGUUAGCUGUUUCUUCUCCUGUUUAUUUUCAUUAAUACCGUUACUUUCUUAUAUUUUUACUUUUUCAGGGAGAUCGUGGUCGUCAGGUAGAGUAACAGUGUUAUCGUUUAUUAAGUUUGAAAAUCUUUCAAAAAAACUAAUAUUUUAGAAAUAAACAUGGCUUUCCAUUAGCACAACAGUGAUUGUAAACUGACGUUUCUCUCAUAUCCUGCUUUUUUUUUCUCCUUUCUUAUUUCUUGUGGUUUCUCAGGGCGACGACGGCCAAGAGGUAAGUUUUUCUCUUCACAUUUUUUUUCAGGAAUGAAAAAUUUGUGCUUUAACAUAAAGAAAAAAAGAAAAUCGUUUUGACUAACAGGGAAAGAAAUCAGUUCAGUAAAGGUGCUUCUGAUCAAGUUCAGGCUCAAAGAGCGGCCUGAUACGGUUUUGUUUCUUGGUUCUUGAUCUGAGAGUUUCUUGCAUUUAAUUGUGUUGUCAAUGCUAGUGUGAUAUAACAUUAUUAAAUUAAGUUUGUAUACAAUUCUGAUUGUAUUCAAUAAAAUUAUCUCAGGGUCCCGCAGGUGGAAGAGGACCUCCUGGUUCACCGGUAAGUGAAAUACCCAGUGAACAAAAAUUGCAUACAAGCUAAACUACAGGGUCGCUUUUCAUCGUAAAUAUUUUCUUGCAUUUUACAUCAUCCAUGGAGGCCCCUCGUGUUUGUCCGUUUGUUUCCUUUUCUUUGGGUUUUUUCCCAAGAAUUCGCAUUUCGUUCCAAAUUUUGAGCCAGUCAAAGAAAUUGUCAUCGCCAUUUUUUAAUAAGCCCGAUCUAAAGGCGUAGGAAGGAAUGUUUCCAGACUUUUAAUAGAAAUCUCUCGUUGUUAGAAAAAAAAUAAUACUUAUAACAAUGACGGGAAUGCGCAGGUGAUGGAUUUCUUACAGCUCCAGCCACCCUCCACCUUCUUCCCUGUGAACCUGUUUGGCUGCGAAAGAGAACCCUAGUAUUAAUCAUUAUUUUUCCUUCAUUAGGCCGUUCUUCCAGCUGAGUUUGCGGGACAGUUUUCAGUAAGUCAUUCACAUUCUGUUCGUAUGUUGUUCUUGCGCUUUCCAAACUUCUGAAAGCUGAAGAACAUCAGUGAAACACACUACGCCUCGUGUGCUACUUUUAUGCUCUACCACAUUUUGACGUCUCCUGUGAUCUGUUUCUGAACAGACACACGGCAACAUGGAAUCGAUUUGUUAAUUCCUUAAGUACAAUGUAAUAUUUCUUGUUACUAAAAACUGGAGCAUUGGAUAAUGCAAUAAAAGAGUUUUCAUUGGCUUAGCCAUUAUACCAUCUGCGCGCAUGAAGGCGAGUUAAACUAGUAGUGAUUUUUUACAUUGUAACACUGGCGUUCCGUUUGCUCUUACAAAAUAAAGUUGGGAAGAUUUAUCUAUACUUUGGGGCGUUUGUAAUAAACAAUUAUUCCGUUCACACUUGUUGGAUAUGAGAUGACUAAAGCCAAUUCGGUCCCACGGGCCUCGUUGGCUAUCAUCUUAUAUCCAACGCGCGCUCGUGGAUUAACUGUUUAGUAGUCAUGUUUAGAACCGUUAAACUUUAUCUACGCUUUGUGUCGGUCUAGUUCCCAGGUUACCAACAAGAUUACAGCGAUCCUGCCUCUCUCCAAACAGAAAAAUCUGGAUCUAGGAGGUUGUACCGAAGCGGCGAACAGGUAUUAGCGUAGUGUAGUGAAGAUGUACUAAAUGUGGGAAAUGGUAGCCUAAGUUUCUGUACAAUGAAUAUCACCUUCACCAAAAUGGCGAUCAAAGUAAUAAUCGAGAGGGGGUAAUGGAUAGAAAGGUGUUAUAAAAGGGGAGGAGUAGAAAGCUUAUCAAAAUAUCCUUUCUAGGUACAAUCUUUCCCUCAGCUUUUAAAACUAACUACACAUAUCGAAAUCCACCAUAUAAAAGUAUUAGUUUGCCUUUUUUUUUCUUUUAAUGUUAAUUAAAUGUCAUAAGUGUAUCCGAUGUCACUUGUGUGUGAAUGUUUUAAAUAAUUGAGUUGACCUUUUGUGUUUCCAUUAUCAGGACACUGCGGCCGAAACCAAGCCUCAGGUAAGAUGACUUUUUUCCAAGUUACAAACCGCUUUCCCCGUGGAAGUCCCAUAGGAGUUUGAUAACAUGGCAUAAACGUUGCUUGAGUAUUGAAGCUAGUAAAUUAAUACUAACAGUUUAAUUAUUGGAUUCGACGUCCCUUAUGCGGCAACAAUAUAUUAUUGCCGUGGAAUGCAGUGGAGUUUUAUUGUUCCUAGUGUCAUUGUGGCUGUUUUUGUUGUUGUUCUUACCUUCUUCUUAGUUACGUUGAAAGUCGUACCUUUAACUUCUUAGAUCGAUGAAUUAUAGAUGUAAUUGACCAACUGAUCUUUUCCGCUGUGUUCAUGAUCAAGAAACUGUCGAUACAAGGUUUUCCUUUUUACUGUAGUCAACUGAAAAAUUCCCAGUACCACCUGAAGCUGAUUUAGCGUAUGUUGGCGGGCAUUUACUUUAAAGAUAAUUUGGCCUUUGGCAGCGGGCUCCAACCCGUUCCUCUCAGAAACUAAAACGCAACCUGAAAUUUCCACAGUUCCAGCUUACUUUCCUUUGGAAUUGGAUUUCCAUUCUGAUCUGCUCUUCUCUGUGCCACAGUAAUAAUAGGGCUUACUAACUCAAUGCACUAGAAAGCGGCUACAGGUAAUUACGCUAGAGUUUGCGUCGACAUACAGUAUUCUAAAAUGACAACACUUACUUUCCAUAGUCGCUUUCCGAAAACCUGUACUUUUAUUUUUUUCUUUACCUUAUAGAUUGACCUUUACGACGUGAUCAGUUAUCGUAUAGACAUGUAUAAGAAUCCCAACGGCUCCCAAGCAUUCCCCGCAAGGACCUGUCGAGACUUGCACAUGAGCUAUCCUGAACUUAAAAGCGGUUUGUGCAUAAAGUGAUCUUUGUUUAUUUCAUUUUUUUUUUUUAAUACACAUCAUCUUUGUUUUUGACUUUUAUUAAUAGAAAGGUUUGGUUUUUCAACCUGCGAGAGCUAUAACAAAGUUCGAGAAAUUUCCUUUAAGGCCUCACAUCAUGUGCCUCACAAUCACGAAAUUGGUCUAAAAUGUGUUGGCAACCGACCUGUCAUCCAAAGUAUAAAAUGAUUAUUUCUCGAAAGUCCAGUGUUUCAGCUAACCAAUCUCUCGUUCAUUUAUUUACUCACGCAGACUAUCCUCUCUACUGUGGCCAGUUUACAUUGUCAACUCAGUCGAUAAACUAAAUUAUCUUGAUUUAGUAUUGUUUGAUCGAUAGAUAGAUAGAUAGAUUGAUUGAUUGAUUAUUUGAUUGAUUGAUUAUUUGAUUGAUCGAUUAAUUAAUUACCUUAGGACUCUAUUGGAUUGAUCCUAAUGGUGGGAUAGCAAACGAUGCCAUCGAAGUUUAUUGUGAAUUCCAAACCAACGGGUCCUGCCUGUAUCCGGGACAAGAAAACCAGGUUGGUGAUCUUGUUCCAUUGUCUGUGUUUUCGUUGGUGUAGACUUUGUCUCUAAAACGCUGUGUUGGACUGGUGUGACUGUAGCUAUGCUCUCAAUAUAGGACUCUUUUGUUUCAAAACUGGGAGGGUCAAUCAAUUUGUAUGGUUUCUUGCUCUACAGCCGUUUGUAACUGACAAGAAGAAAUGGUUCAGCGGUAGCGAUGGAUACAAAUGGCUAGGCAAAGAACUGCUCGGACUUGACAAGGUAAGUACUCAGUCUUCGGAAACUUGAGAGUGCUACGUUUUAACAUAUUUUUUUCAGGGUUAUUAUUCGUUUUGUAGCAGAAGUGCAAGUCUCAGAACAUUUGUGUUUUUGCAGCUUUUUUCACGUAUAGUUAAAAAACUUAACAAUAUUAAUAUUCUGACCCCAAAUCCCUAAUAAUGAAUCAUUUGUAUCAAAAACGAGAAACUCAAAUUGCAAAACUUUGUUCGUUUUCUUUGGAAACACAACCUACAGCAAUUUGUAUGCUUCUCUACGGGCUCGUCAAAAUACGGCACAACUCGUACCAAAACGGAUGAACAACGGGAGUAAGUUUUUAAAGAAACUGUGGUGCUGCGUCGGUGGGAGAGCAUAACAGAGUAAUUUUGUGUUAUCAACUGAGUUGAAAACGCAAAUUGGCCAUCAUAAAGAGUUUAAGGCUGACGUUUCGAGCGUUAGCUCUUCGUCAAUCGCUCCGACGAAGGACUAACGCUCGAAACGUCAGUCUUGAACUGUUUAUGAUGGCCAAUUUACGUUUUCAACUCAGUUGAUAACGCUAAAUUACCGUGUUACACAUCAAAACGUCUAAUAAGAUAUAUUUCUUUAAUGGAAUUCUUUCCAUUUAGAAAAUAUUAUAUUUGCCACUAGACGUUCUGUUUGUUGAUUUAUCCUCAAAGGAUGUCGUGUUAACAAUGGCGUUAAAAGCUAUGAUUUCUUUAUUGGAUUGCGGAUACAACGCUUAAUUGGCUUAUCAGGACAAAUAAUCUUCAGAGAUAAGACAAACAGGAGUUUAAUUUGGAAAUUGAAAUUUGAUUAAACUACUUUCUGCGCAUAUACUAAGAGCUUCUAAUAACAAUCAGAAGUUGUACACGUUUUGAAGUCAUAAUAGAUGAGAAUUGGAAAAAACAACGUUUAUUUCACCUCUGUUGUCCGAUUACUUGUUUUUCUACAUUUCACACAUUUUUUAUACGCGCCAUUCACAAUCCUGAUCACAGAUGACUUGUGAAGUAUGAUCGUCACAGGCAGACUAAAAUUAGAGAGAUUAUAUGGAAGGUAAACGAUGCAAAACGACCAGAGGUCUUGACUUGGCCUAACCCCAUGGCUUCAACUUCUUUGAUUGAUUUAAACUUGUGAAGUUUAGUUAUUCACCGUCUAUUUUUGUUUUGUAUUCUGCACAGCUUGAAUACGUGUCGGAGCAAAGUCAGCUGGAGUUCCUCCAGCUGUUAAGCGAUCGUGCCCGCCAGCGGAUUACGUAUCACUGCAAGAACUCAGUAGCAUGGCCUGAGAAGAGUUCGAAUGAAGGGAUAAAGUCCAUCAAGAUGUUAACUGUUAAUGGACUUGAACUGCACUCGAGAUCCUCUAACAAAUUUAAACCGACACUAGUGGGGGAUGACUGUGCGGUAAGUGAAACCGAAAAAAAAAAAAGAAUGAGACUACCUAGGUUCGAGUUUAACGUUACCUUCAUCAAGAGAAAAUAUGAUGUCAGCUAUAAGCCGUGGGUUGGGAUGAAAACCCGAACUUUCUCAUUUGAAGACAAGAUCGAGGUUCAGUCACGUUCUAAAACGUCAAAGUUAGGCAUCAACGUCUAAAUUGUUAAAGCACGUUGGAGCAGAGUGAAAGGAUAUUUUGCCUCUGCCUCUGCCUCUCCCUCUCCCUAUCUUUCUUCCGCACCUUCUCCCUCUCCCCUUUCUUCUCCGUCUCCUACUCCUUCUGCCUCUUCUUCUCCCUCUCCUUCUCCUUCUUUUCCUUCUUUUACUUUGCCUUCUUUCACUUUUCCAUUUCCAUUUCCAUUUCCAUUUCCCAUUUCUCCUUCGCCUUUUGCUUGUCCCUCUCCUUCUUCUUCUCCUUCACCUUCUCCUCUUUUUCCUCUCCCCUCCAUAUCCUCAUGCUUAUUUUUGUCUUGUGUAGUUGAAAGACGGAUCUUGGCAUCGUACCACAUUGGAAGUGGACACACCCAAACCUCACCGUCUCCCCGUUCUUGAUGUAGCUGUAUAUGAUAUCGGAGAUAGUGGAGAGGAAUUUGGUCUAGAAUUCGGACGCGUUUGCUUCUCUUAAUGGUCAAAAAUGCAUGUCAAACUGUACAUUGUUGUUAAAGAGGUGCAGUGAUUAAAACUUGAGACUGUAAGUUAUUGAGUUCAAACGAGAGAAGCAGUCCUUAGCGGCUGCUGCAUGUUAAAAAAACGUAGUUUUUGGGACCUUCCAAGCGCAGUUGUUUAAAUAAAAGUUGUUUUAUCCUUAUAA